AACUUAAAUAAAUCCAAGCUUUAAUAGAACUAUAUUAUCGAAUAUUAAUUGAAUAUUAAUAUUAUCUAUUUGAGAUUUAAUUUGUCCAAUGUAUAUAUUUUAAUAUAAAGUGAUGACUUUCUAAAGAGGAAUAUCUGUUGAUCUUUUUUGUAAACUCAAAUAACGAUACGUUCAAGGGUGAAUCUCGUUGUGUUUUGUCGAAUCGGAGAAAAUUCUCAAAUAGAAAAUAGAACUAUUGCUUAAUUAAAUUAUAUAUAUUUAUAAAUAAGCUAAAGAAUUAUAUUCUUUUACAAAACAAACAAGUAUGCUUCAGAUAAGAAGAUAAGAGUACUACGUUAUAAAAAUAUUACUCUUUGCAAAAACCUAUGUAUUGAUACAAUUAUAAAAUGGCAGCACCAGAGGCAAUGCAAGUUAGUUCAUUGCCUUUACCACCAUUACAAUAUAUCAAUUUAUAUACGGAUGAAAAUGUUCGUCGUGGAAGAGCACCCAAGCCUCCACCUCCAAUUCAUGAUACUUAUUCAAUGUUCGGCAAUGUAUUUAAUGCCGAUGAUAGUAUCAUCAGACCCUUAGAAGCUCAAGGGAUCAAAAGAUUAUAUCCUCAACACUUUGAUCGACGACGUGAAUUAAAAAAACUUAAUCACUCUUUACUAGUAAACUUUCUAGAUUUAAUAGAUCUAUUAGUACAAUGUCCCGAUAGUCCAAGACGUGCUGAAAAAGUAGAAGAUUUAAGUUUAUUGUUUAUACAUAUUCAUCAUCUUUUAAAUGAAUUUAGACCACAUCAGGCAAGAGAAACGUUAAGAGUCAUGAUGGAAUUACAGCGUAGACAACGUAUAGAAACGGCAUUAAGAUUUCAGAAGCAUCUUGAGAAGGUUCAACAGAUACUACAGCAUGCUUUACAAAUGCUUCCAGAUACUUCUGAAUUAGAUUCCAAGCUUGCAAUUAAUAUCGAUGCGAUGGAAUCCAUUGAUACUUUAGGUGCCGAGCAACAAAACAUGGAUACAUGUAGUCAAAGUGAUCGUAUUAUGUGUAAAACGAUAGAUGAUAUGAUAGCAUCAAAUAAUUUAUUUUAAGAUAUAAAUAUAGUGUUAUUCCUUAAAAGCAUCUGUAUUAUAUUAAUUAUUCAUUUAAAAUCCAACUUUAUACAUAGCGAUUGAAUGUUUUCUUUUAUAAAUGUGUAUUAUAUAUUUUAUUUAUAUUUUUUCAAUAUUCCUUCUAAUCAUAUAUAAUGGAUAUAAAGAACAACAUACGUGUAUAGAGUAUAACAUUAUUUAUUAUAUUAAUAAGAUUAUAUUGCAGAAUUACAAAAAAUGAAUUAAUGAAUUCAAUUAAGGACAAGGGAGGAGGAGUACCUAAAACUCACCUUAUGAGCAGCUAUAAUCAAAGUACAAUACAAUACAUACAAAAUUUUAGAACGCCUCCUGCAAUGAAAAACGUUAUCUAUGAUAUUACAAGCAUCUGGAAACUUCGUGAUGUCCUCAUCAGAAAUCUGUAAAGUAAAACAAUUAUUUUUUACAUAAAUUUUUUUCCGUCACCUUCCAUUCUUGUACAGCUUCUGUAAAAUAGAAAAUAUUUUAAAUAAAUUUUAUAAGAUCAUGAUCAAAGAAACUUUAGGAUCUAUGUAUUUCUUUACUUAACACAGAUGAAGUUUUUAUUUAAUAUCGAAAUAUUAAAUAAUUUGUCUUGAACAUAUAAAGUAUUCAAAUAAUGGAUAGAAUUGUUAAAGAAAAAAUAGAAAAAUUAUAUUGUAAAGUUAAAGCAUUCUUGAAGCGUUGAAGCUUAUAUAAAUCAGAAUAAUGAUCACAGUGUCUUUUGUUUUUUUGAUCACGUCUUUUUUUUUCUUUUUUUCUCUCUCUUUUUUUUUAAAUAUUCUUUUGUCUCUCAUUAACAGCUGUUUCCUCAACAUGAGCUGCAUCUUAUUCCUGCCAACAAAUAAA
Molecule: messenger RNA, 1934 nt
Organism: Vespula vulgaris
Lineage: Eukaryota; Metazoa; Arthropoda; Insecta; Hymenoptera; Vespidae
Gene: MED7
Product: mediator of RNA polymerase II transcription subunit 7
Exons: 4
Coding region: 387-1070 (227 amino acids)
Biological process (GO): regulation of transcription by RNA polymerase II
Cellular component (GO): mediator complex; core mediator complex
Molecular function (GO): transcription coregulator activity
Source: RefSeq, a predicted model, not a curated record